AUGAGUCAAUUCAAAAUUUCAGAGGAGUGGAUGUUACCUCUAAGGAGUUUGAAUGUUGCUUUGGGGAUCCGUCUGGUAGGGCGGUUGAUGGGUGGGACCAUUCGGCAAGUUGCUGAAAUUAUUUUGCCCAGAUCUUCUGGCCGACCUCCCCCGUUGCUGCCUUCUUUGGAUAUAAAUGGAAGGGGCUCAAGUGCUCGGCUUGUUGUUUUCUUUGAUGUGAAGCACCAAAUAUCAGAUAAUAUGCUGAUUCUGUAUAACUUCUUAUUUUUUGCAGCUUCUGAGAUCGCUUCCUCCGAGAAGGUCAGCCGGCCUUCUGGUAAAGCUUCUUCUCGAGCUUCCAAGCCGAGCUCUCACAGCACUAAAUCAGCUCAGCCAUCUAGCCGUGGUGGGUUGAGCUCAAAGUCUACUGAACAAGUGGGACAGGGUGAUGCCCAUUCUACUGAGGAGGUGUCAAGGGGAAAGUUUAAGUCCCCUGCUGAAGACAAGGAGACCUCUGGGACGGGGAUGGAGAUCAUCCUCCUAGGGGGUCAAAGUCCAGAGGUUUCUGGUGAAAGUGCCCCUGCCCCUGUGAGGACUGAACCUGAGGGUUCUGAGGGCAUUCCAGCAAAGAUCGGAGGGAAAGGUGUUGCUGCUGACCCGUCAUUGCCUUCUCCUGGCAAUUCUCUAAAGACGUCGGGUAUUACAUCCGAGUCUCCGGCCAGUGCUGUUGCCGACCUUCUUAGGGAGCAAAUGUUUGGUGGAGCCAUAGAGGCCUCGGAUCCACGCCUUCUUGCUCUGACCGGCCUUUUAGCCAGCUUUACCAAGGAGCAAGUGACGGGCCUCUUUAUGGAGGUGGAUAUCCGUGAUCGCUCCCUCCGGGAGUCCGUAGAUCGCCGAAUUGAAGAGGCACGUCUAGAGGAGAAUAUAUCUGCCACCAGUGAUGCGAGGGGCAAUUUGGUAGCUGCUCGGGAGCAGAUCCAGUCCCUCCAGGUGGAAUUGCAUUCUGCGUUGGAGGCCCUCAAAAAGGCUGAAGAGAAAACAGCCGAGACGGCAAAGCAUACCUCGUCCUUAGAAGAUGAGUUGUCUCGGACUCGCAAUGUUCUCCAGGAGGCUGAUGAGAGGGCAGCUACCUUGGAGGUUCGCUGUAGAGGAGUGCUAGAGCAGCUGUCCUCUAUGACAGAGGCUCUCAAGGAGAGAGAUGAGGCCGUUAGCCAGAAAGCUGAAGUCCAGCGCCAAUUUGAUGCCUUAAAGGCUGAUCUCGAAGGACUUCAGACUCAUCUGGAGGAAGUAAAGGCUCAGAGAGAGAUGGCCUUAGCUCGGGUGCAGGUCCUUGAGCAGGAGUUGAGCACAAGCUCUGACCGUAUCAGAGACUUGACUUCCUCAGCUGAAGAGUUCGACCUUCGCCAACAACAGCUGAAAAAUGAAACUUCAUAUGUUUAUUCAGAAGCUCUAAAUUAA
Molecule: messenger RNA, 1437 nt
Organism: Manihot esculenta (cassava)
Lineage: Eukaryota; Viridiplantae; Streptophyta; Magnoliopsida; Malpighiales; Euphorbiaceae
Product: dynactin subunit 1-like
Exons: 6
Coding region: 1-1437 (478 amino acids)
Source: RefSeq, a predicted model, not a curated record